Messenger RNA from Anarrhichthys ocellatus (wolf-eel), 3496 nucleotides. RefSeq names its product leucine rich repeat and Ig domain containing 4b (gene lingo4b). NCBI's taxonomy places the organism in Eukaryota, Metazoa, Chordata, Actinopteri, Perciformes, Anarhichadidae. Gene Ontology annotation, molecular function: protein binding. The coding region runs from base 427 to 2238 and encodes 603 amino acids. The transcript has 3 exons. The record is from RefSeq and is a predicted model, not a curated record.
CAGGAGUCGACCUAAAUUAUUCUAGUAGCGCAAUUAUCCCAAAACUCCCCCGAGGUGUUUCUGCAGCCCGGGGGGAGAGAAAGGAAAGGACAUUAAUGAAGUAGGAGGGCGAAAGUGGAUUGCGCGACUCUGAUGCGACAGAUGUUGGAAAAGUCCAGUUGAAUGUAGGCAGAGGAAGAGGAAGAGGAAGAGAGGAAAGUGUCCUGAACGGAGAUGAACGCGUUUUUCUGUUGGAGACGGACGAUGGGCAUUAAAGAGGUGGGAGCUUUGUUGCGAUGUCUCCUUCACUGAAAAGCUGGCCACUCUAAAGGGCAUGUUAUCGACGGAACCGCGUCUCUACAGAGGACUUAACUCAAGUCUGAUUCCAACUUGACUGCCACUGGUUAUGAGAAUCUGCACUCCGAGACUGAAACGGCUGGGGGUAAGAUGUUUGUGGAGUCAGUUGUCCGAUGGGGGGCUUGGAGCAUCCUGUUCCAGUUUGGACCGGGUGUAUCUGCAGGAGGCUGUCCUCCACGCUGUGUUUGUCGACCAGAGGCUAAAGAAGUGAUCUGCUCUGGCAAACAUUUGAACUCAGUGCCGGAGGGCUUUUCCGGUGAUGCCAGGCGUUUGGAUUUAUCUCACAAUAAGAUUAAGACUGUUGGGCGCCGCCAGUUCUCUGGCCUCCUGCAACUUCAGGAGUUGGAUCUCAGUGAUAACAUAAUCUCUAUGAUUGAGGUGGAGGCUUUCCAGGGCCUACAGAAUCUCAGGACGCUUCGGAUUAAGACUAACCGACUCAAGAUCAUCCCAGUUGGGGUGUUUUCUGGCCUGUCCAGUCUACGUCUUCUGGAUUUGAGCCAGAAUGAAAUUCUCGUCUUUCUGGACUAUACCUUUAAAGAACUGGUCAACCUGCAAACGCUGGAAGUCGAGGAGAAUGAUUUGGUCUUCAUCUCCCAGCGAGCUUUCUUUGGUCUGCAGAAUCUGCAGGAGCUCAACUUAGACCGCAGCAACCUGACCUCCGUUCCUACCGAGGCAUUGUCCCAGCUCCAGAGCCUUGUGCGUUUCCGCAUGCUACGCCUCACCAUUUCUACACUCCCUAACAACGCUUUCCGACGACUACACCGUCUGCGUAGCCUCCUGAUAGCAAACUGGCCAGCAUUGGACACCGUGGCUAGCAACAGCCUGAUUGGUCUUAAUUUGACCUCGCUUGUCAUCAACAGCUGCAACCUAAGUACUGUUCCUUACUCCGCACUGCGUCACCUGGUGUAUCUGCGCUACCUGGACCUGUCCUACAACCCCAUCUCUGUUAUCCAGGGUAAUCUGCUAGGGGACCUCCUAAGACUCCAGGAGUUACACCUAGCAGGGGGGAGUCUGCUACGAAUAGAGCCGGGGGCCUUUAGGGGACUGGCCUAUUUUCGCAUGCUCAAUGUCACAUUCAAUCAGCUCACUACUUUGGAGGAGAGCGUCUUCCACUCUGUGGGGAACCUUCAGGUGCUGCGGUUGGAUGGGAAUCCCCUAGCAUGUGACUGCCGACUUCUCUGGGUGGUCCGUCGCCGAUUGCGCUUGAACUUUGAUGGACAUCAGCCCACUUGUUCGUCUCCUGGUGCAGUGAGACAGCGUGAAUUCAGAGACUUCUCCGAGAAGGAGCUCCCCAGGCUGUUUAAAUGCCGCCCGGCCCGUGUCAUGGACCGCAGGCCGCAGGAGGCGAGAGUAGAGGAGGGCACAACUGUUCACUUCUCCUGUAAAGCCGAGGGGGAUCCAUUCCCAUCCAUCACCUGGAUCUCAUCCCAUAAGAAUAUGGUUACUCCAACAGGACGCAUCCGAGUUUUGCCCAAUGGUACUCUAGAAGUGCGUUUUGCCCAAGUGCAGGACAGUGGCACAUAUCAAUGCCUGGCGGGCAAUGCAGCCGGCAAUGACAGCCUGACUGUCGGUUUGUACGUGAAGGGGCUCCCUCGUAACCGAACCAUCCCCUUUUUCUCAGAGGAGGGCUGGGUAGAGCCGUCAAACUCCCAAGCCGCCAACUCCUCGGCUCAAAUGUCUAAACCAUACCCGUUUGACGCAAAGACCCUGAUAAUCGCCACCACCAUGGGCUUCCUGUCUUUCCUCAGCUCAGUGGCCAUCUGUUUUGUCUUCAUGUUCUUCUGGAGCCAGAGCAAAGGUCAGAUCAAGCACACAGCAACUAUUGACUUUGUUCCUCGGUCUUCAAUGAGUGGUGGAGGGGAUGGAGGAGACGGUGGCAGGUUCACCAUGAAACUUAUUUAAAGCCAAGGAAGAGGUGAAAGGGGCCUCCAUAUUGACUGUGAGUUUUCCUCUGCAGAUGGACCCACGCUGGGACACUCAAGGACAGAGAUCUCUAUUCAAAGGCCCCCUUUGAAGGCAGCCAGUUUGUUGGGCAUGUGCAAGCCCUCUGCUAAUUUUAGAGUGGAAAGUUAUGUCUCAGCAUCCACUUCGCUAACGAAUGAAUAUCUCAUGACCUUGGAAUAGAAAGAUGUUAACAGAUUGAAGGCAGAGCUCUCUCAUAUUUUUUUGCAUUUGUUUUCAGCAACUUUUAAUUUAAAUAAGCAAAUGAACACUUACUUAGCACAGGUCUAAUUUUGUAUGUAGCAUGUAAGUAUGAAAUAGUUUGAAUUUUCACAGAUUUUGGAAUUAACACAUGGAGAGUUUAACACAUGUUUCUGUCUUGUCAACAAAUCAGGUUCUUGUUUAAACAUGCAUAUUAUACAAGUGUGUUGUAUGUCUUCACUUGCCAAUACAAGCCAUGUAAACAUUUGCCCUUUUUGACCCUUGGGUUGCUAUUUAUGCUUAACCACCACAUGAGGAUCAUGUCAAAGACUGUCAAUUCAGCAUUGGCUGUAAGUGUAUGUGACUAAAAAGCUUCUGGUACUUGCAAUAAAUAUAUGGAAUAGACUAGCCACAUCAUUUCAGAUCCUCAUCUUUAUGGUUAAAUGUUGGAGCUUUGCAGGAUGCUUCAGGUGUGCUGCAUUGGAGAGUGGUGUAGCAGUGCAAAGGGACGGAUAGCGUACCUUAAUGUACAUAGGAAUGUAUCCUUUCACAUACUCAAAACAAGUUCGUAAAGUCCAAAUUGGAUCACUGUCUUUCUCUUUUAACAUAUUAUUGUGUCAUGUUAUUGCAACAGAUGACUCUCUGUUCCAUCAGAAGAUGCUAUGAUUUCUCCUUUUUAUAUUCAAGAAACCACGUUUUUUUUUAUUCUUUACCCACAGAAAUCAUUAAGAAAUAUGUGCCUCAGUAACAUUCUCACCGUCGACAGAGAGAAUGCUCACCUGAUCAUUGUUAUUUUGUAAAUAUUAGGUCAAGGGCGUUUGUGUGCGCUGGGUUUAUUCCAUCACUUUAUCUAGUUCUGGGGAUUAGUGUCACUCAAAUAUUGCACUCUUGUAUAAACUGUGUAGAUGCACUACGCACAAAGCAAUGCUUCAGUAUAACAGGAUGUAAAGGAUGUAAAGGAUGCACACAUACAGCAUUGAGAUGUUUUUCAUUUGACUUUAUUAAAUGCCUAUAUUUA